Messenger RNA from Maudiozyma barnettii, 1293 nucleotides. It is a transcript of the gene DGA1, whose product is annotated as diacylglycerol O-acyltransferase. Gene Ontology annotation, biological process: triglyceride biosynthetic process. The record is from RefSeq and is a predicted model, not a curated record. Gene Ontology annotation, molecular function: diacylglycerol O-acyltransferase activity. NCBI's taxonomy places the organism in Eukaryota, Fungi, Ascomycota, Saccharomycetes, Saccharomycetales, Saccharomycetaceae. The coding region runs from base 1 to 1293 and encodes 430 amino acids. Gene Ontology annotation, cellular component: endoplasmic reticulum membrane. The transcript has a single exon.
AUGACUGGUCAGCAAACUAAGAUUAGUGAAAGUAUUCAGACAGAAAAUGAUCUUAUAUCGUCAGAGACACCACAUAUAACGAAACAGCACAUACAACAGGCGGAUGAACCGACAUUAGAUUCCUGUUGUUCCAUUGCAACACCAAUGCAUAGGAGAUUGCAAACAAUGGCUGUAGCAUGGCAUUGUUCAUCAUUUGUUGUAUUCACUUUAAUAAAUUUAUUUUUAUUAUCUUCACCAUUUUGUUGGUUAUUCAUGAUUCCUUAUCUAAUAUAUUUCUUUAAUGAUAGGUCCCCAGCCAAUGGGAACGUUGUGAAUAGAUAUUCCCUCUGGUUCAGGUCUUUGUAUAUAUGGGAUUUAUAUUGUGAAUAUUUUCCAGUGUCUUUGAUCAAAUCUGCAGAUUUGAAACCGACUUUUAGUUGGGAACCUCAACAACUUAUUAAUGAUGAUAAUGAAAACACAUCAAAAAUUGAUAAAGCCAGCAAUAAUGGAUGGAAAAUUAGAAUUUGGCCUUCAACUUAUCGCAUCAACAUUAAGAAAAGACUUCAAAACAAUGAUUCUCAGACUCCCAAAGGGGAAAUUAAAGCAACAGGUCCUCGUUAUAUAUUUGGGUAUCAUCCACAUGGUAUAGGUGCGUUAGGAGCAUUUGGCGCUUUUGGGACAGAAGGUUGUCAUUGGUCAAAGAAGUUUCCUGGUAUCCCUAUUUCAUUGAUGACUUUAGUUACACAAUUUCACAUUCCAUUGUAUAGAGACUAUCUUUUGGCUUUAGGAAUAACGUCAGUCUCUAGGAAAAAUGCUUUGAAAGUACUGCAGAACAAUCAAUCGAUAUGUAUCGUAGUUGGAGGAGCAAGGGAAUCCCUCCUUACUGAACCGAAUAAAGUGGAAUUGAUCUUAAAUAAGAGGAAAGGGUUUAUUAAAUUGGCAUUAGAGACUGGAAAUGUCGGAGUGGUCCCUACAUUUGUCUUUGGUGAGAAUAAUACAUAUCAAAUAUUUAGAUCUAGGGAAAAUUCAUGGUUAAGAAACAUUCAAUUGUGGAUCAAGGCAAAUUUUGGGUUUACAAUCCCAAUUUUCUAUGCUCGAGGUCUCUUCAAUUAUGAUUUUGGCUUGUUACCUUUUAGAACUCCAUUGACUGUGAUUACAGGAAAGCCAAUCUAUAUUAAAGAAAAAAUCAAUAAUCCAUCAGAGGAUAUUGUAAAUCACUAUCAUGAACUCUAUAUUGAGGAAUUGAAAAAUAUCUAUUGUGAUUAUAGAGAUCAAUAUGAUAUGUCCGAUGUAGACUUUAAUAUUGUUGGUUAA